Molecule: messenger RNA, 1401 nt
Organism: Amorphotheca resinae ATCC 22711
Lineage: Eukaryota; Fungi; Ascomycota; Leotiomycetes; Helotiales; Amorphothecaceae
Exons: 3
Coding region: 74-1081 (335 amino acids)
Source: RefSeq, a predicted model, not a curated record
GUACGAAGUACGUCAAAUUCUUGUAUGAAUAAGUACGGCAAGAUCUUAUUGAUCUUGGUGAACUGCAGCGGAUAUGGCACCAUUAAGCACACACUCUCUCUUCCUCUUUUCCAUCUUUUUCUUGGAUAUCUUCACGAGCGUGCGAUCACUUAAUACGCAAUGCUACCACAAACUAGAGAACGUUGAACAUGCCACGAACCCUAUUGGAGGUCCUUGUGGCGUCGUCGCGCCCGACUCGGGCUUCAUGUCGUGUUGUGCAGUCGGUGAUCAAUGUCUUGAGGGUGGAUUAUGCCAUUAUAUCCAUCCACCCGCGCCAGGAUCAAAUGCUACCGGCUAUUAUGUAGGCGGCUGCACAGACCCUACACUCUCAGACCCAAACUGCAACCCUGGCUGCAACGACUUGAGCGUGCUUGACGUAACCUACGAUUCCACACUCGAUGCUUGGCUAUGCUGCAAUGCCGACGACGAUGGGAACAUAACCUGUGACAACCCGACGUCAGAGACGGUCUCUGCCAAGCAGAUUGCCAGUAUUGCGACGACAUAUGUAGUUCCGAGCGUCGUGGCGACCACAAGCGCGACAGGAGAUGCGGCAUGGACCACGAGUACGGAAGAGAGUGCGGAUAUUAGUGUGACUACGGAAAUGGUCACGAGUACAGGGGCGAGUCCAAUAUUGUUGACGGGCAGUGGGCCAACGAGCGCAACGAGCGCAACGAGUACAGCGAGUACAGCGAGCGCAGCGAGUAUAGCGAGUGCAGCAACGAAUACCUCACAGUCGAAAGCAAGCUCGGGAGGAUCCUCUCACUCGGGCGCAAUUGCCGGAGGGGUCGUCGGGGGCGUUGCAUUCGUCGCCCUGGUGGCAGGCGGACUUUGGUUCUGGUACAGACGUCGACGAACGGCGGGCGGGUACACCGAGAGAGAAGUAGACAGACAAGUAGUGAGGGAGAGAUUUCUAGAUGAGCCGGUAGAGAAGCCGGCGGAUAUCAAGUUGGCGGAGUUAAGCACGCGUCAUAAUACACCAGAGUUAUACGGAGCUCCGAUAGGAAGUGGCAAGAGGACAAAUACGGUGGCAGAGUUGCCGUGAGGGGCAAGAGUGAGGGAUUUUGAUGUGCGCUUGCUUGGUAUACACAUGCCUUGUCUGCAAGCUCGAGACGGGCUGGGGAGUAAUGAUGUUGUACUACUGUUAGCAUAUCUCCUGGAUGAAGUUUGACGCCAGGUCGAUUGAGAUACCCGACUGCAUUGCUACCCUUUAGCCAGAAACGGGAAAGGGCUCCAUCCUUAUAGCAUUUUGAUACCAUCUAGGACAAUUGGGCCGAGAGAAAGGGGAGGGGAGAGGGGAGAAGAGGUUAUAUAUAAUGUAUUAAUAACCACCUGAAAAUGCAAAAGGUCUUGAUAGAUACCUAC